Uranotaenia lowii is the source of this 688-nucleotide messenger RNA. RefSeq lists its product as uncharacterized. The transcript is spliced from 4 exons. NCBI's taxonomy places the organism in Eukaryota, Metazoa, Arthropoda, Insecta, Diptera, Culicidae. The record is from RefSeq and is a predicted model, not a curated record. The coding region runs from base 176 to 688 and encodes 170 amino acids.
UUUGAUUAAUUUUGAGCAAUGAUAUGAGAGAGCAAUUUAGGCAACAAGUUUGAUUCAAUAACCCACCCGUUGCAUAAAACAAUACGAGCGUGUUGGUUUUUAACCAAAACUGAGAAUCAAUAAAAAAUGUGCAAAGUAAAAACCCAUUUUGGGGGAAACUUUACUAAGCGUGCAAAUGAGCGGUAAACGUCACUGCAGUUUCCGCAAAAUAGUCAAGUGUGGUGCUCGAAAUCGGAGGCACCAGAACAGUGCUCGUCGUGCCAAAAGCCUUUUAAAGGUGACGGAUCCGGAUAGUGCGGAGAACGGAUAUUCUCAGGCUCAGGCCACAAAGGCACGGACAACAAAUCCGAGGCACGUGCCAAGAUCCCAAACAAGACCGGACCAGCGCCGACAACAUCAGGUCGGAAGAAACAAAGCCACGAGGAAAGUCAACUCGAAAAGGGUCGCCAAAGCGGCCCUUUUUUGGUUCCGGCAUAUUUUGCUCCACAUCUCGGCACGUGUUCAUGUUGCUGCGCACCCAUUGGUAUCGGCUCCAACCUUUUUUCUUUCCGGCACAAAACGAGCUUCGAACUCUUCCGAAACUGCACGGCACAGACAGCGCCAUCUGUCAUUGUCCAUCGAAACACAGGAUCGAAUCGUCGCCCAUCCUCUGUCGAAUGAGCCAAUCCUGGCUUGGAUCACGCGCUAG